ACCGUAACAUGGAGGCUAAAGCUUUGAUUCCUGAGGACGAUCUCUGUUGUUCUGUAUGUUGUGACAUUUUUAAAGAGCCUGUCAUCCUGAAAUGCAGCCACAGCUUCUGUAAAGUGUGUGUGCAGCAGUACUGGAAAGAAAAGAGCUCUCGAGAGUGUCCCAUCUGCAGGAGAAAGGCCUCUAUGGAACCUCCUCCAAACCUGGCCUUAAAAAACAUUGUGGAGUCUUACUUAAAGCAGAAGGCUGAGAGAGAAACUGCUGACAAGAGUGAGACUCAUUGUAGUCUUCAUGGGGAAAAACUUCUAUUUUUUUGCAAACAUGAUGAAGAGCCUCUCUGUCUCGUCUGUCAGACUUCAAGAAAACAUAGAAACCACCCUGUCUGUCCAAUAGAAGAGGCCUCAAUGGAACUUAAGGAGGAACUUACUGAAGUAAAAAUGGAGAAGUUUACUGAGCUUAAACAUGAAUGUGAGAAAGCAGCAGAACACAUCAAGAGUCAAGCCCAGCACACCGAGAGGCAGAUAAAGGCAGAGUUUGAGAAGCUCCACCAGUUUCUGCGAGAGGAAGAGAAGACCAGACUAGCUGCACUGAAAGAGGAAGAGGAACAGAAGAGUUGGAUAAUGGAGGAGAAGCUAGAACACAUCACAAGAGACAUCUCCACCCUUACAGACAAAAUCACAGCUAUAGAGAAGGCUGUGGAGACGGAAGGAAUGUCCUUUUUAAAGAGCUACAAGAACAUCAAGGAAAGAGUCCAGUGCACACUGCAGGACCCAGAGCUGCUCUCAGGGGCACUGAUAGACGUGGCCAAACACCUGGGCAACCUGACGUUCAGAGUCUGGGAGAAGAUGCUGGGGAUGGUGCAGUACACUCCUGUGAUACUGGACCCCAACACUGCACAUGCCUAUUUCUCUCUCUCUGAUGAUCUGACCACUGUGAGGGACACAGCUCUCUUCUCUGAUGAUCUGACCCCUGUGAGAGAUAGAGGUACAGCGAAGAAAUGUCCUGGCAACCCAGAGAGGUUUAAGCCCUGUCCGUGUGUCCUGGGAUCUGAGGGGUUUACCUCAGGGAAACACAGCUGGGAGGUGAAGGUUGGGAAUAAACGUCAGUGGGAUGUAGGAGUGGUGAAAGAGUCCAUCAAAAGGAAGGGACAUUUAACGGGCAGCCAAGAGGAUGGAUUCUGGCUCAUAAUGCUGAGGAAUGGUGAUAAGUACACAAAAUCAGGAGUAGAUGACCUCACACUGGAAAGGAAACCCCAGUGCAUCAGGGUGCAGCUGGACUAUGACGGGGGGGAGGUGUCCUUCUUCAACUCCAGUGACAUGUCCCUCAUUUACACUUUUAAAGACACAUUUACUGAGAGGGUGUUCCCAUUCUUCUCUCCCUGUUUCAAAGAUGAUGGUACGAACGCUGAACCCCUGCAGAUCUGCCCAGUGAAAGUCUCUGUAACAGUGACAUCAUCCCAGUGAUGGUGUUUGUUUCAAAAAUAAACUCGAAAUGCUGUCAGGGAUUUUGCAGCAUUUCUGAUCUGCCUCAGCAUGCCUGGCUGUUGACUUGAGCAUAUGCACAGCUUUUGAGUCCUUAAGCAAGGCCCUUAGCCCCACAUCACUUUGGAUAAAAGCAUCAGCUAAAUGAGAAAUUAUUUUUUUAUGUAUUAUAUUAUUUACUGUACUGUAAUUGCCCUGCAAGUUUUUUAACUGCACAUUUUAUUUUUAAAAGGAUCAAAUGUUUUCACACUGAAAGAGUUCCAUAGAGGAAAUCCAUUUAAUAAUUAUAAUUUGUUUUCUAUUCAUCACUAAUUAUUUGGUUGAGUUACUGAACUGGACAUGCAUUUUUGCUAAUGUACAUACAAGCAGUAUCUUUUGUGUUUUCUUUUUAUCAGAAUCAUUAGACUAAACUUUAUUUAAUAUAGUGUUUAUACAUAAAACAGAUGCACUUGUGGGUAAAUCAAAUGCUUUUAUACCUGAUCGAUGUCAUUCCUGUUGAACUGGAUUCAUGAGAGCGUGUACAAGCUUUAAUUAGAGUCUGGGCUCUUUUCACAUUGUACUUUGCAGAUGCAGUGAAGAAUAAAUUCACCUUGUCAGUACCAUGCUGUAGGAUCUACAUCUGAGCCUUCAGUAGCCUUACCUGCACACCUGCCAUUGCUCUGCCAACUGUUCAUUCCUUUUACUUUACUGCUUGUGAUUGGUCAUUCAAAUAGUGAGAUACAUUCAUAUUUACCAAGUCAAUAUUUACUAAAUACAUUUUUGAUUUAAAUUAGAUUUUUUUAUUUAUCUAUAAAGAUUAUUAAUACAUAUCAUAACACAAGAAAUGUGGUGCUAUGUAUAAAAAUGCUGUAAUUUCUAGAUGGUGAAACCAAAGUGUAUAUAAAUACCCUGAAAUAAAUGC
Messenger RNA from Conger conger (European conger), 2379 nucleotides. RefSeq names its product zinc-binding protein A33-like. NCBI's taxonomy places the organism in Eukaryota, Metazoa, Chordata, Actinopteri, Anguilliformes, Congridae. The coding region runs from base 9 to 1460 and encodes 483 amino acids. The record is from RefSeq and is a predicted model, not a curated record. Gene Ontology annotation, molecular function: zinc ion binding; protein binding. The transcript is spliced from 7 exons.